Messenger RNA from Cercocebus atys (sooty mangabey), 726 nucleotides. Its product is annotated as histone-lysine N-methyltransferase SUV39H2-like. The record is from RefSeq and is a predicted model, not a curated record. Gene Ontology annotation, cellular component: pericentric heterochromatin. Lineage: Eukaryota; Metazoa; Chordata; Mammalia; Primates; Cercopithecidae. The coding region runs from base 1 to 726 and encodes 241 amino acids. Gene Ontology annotation, biological process: chromatin organization; negative regulation of transcription by RNA polymerase II. Gene Ontology annotation, molecular function: chromatin binding. The transcript has 4 exons.
AUGAUAAAGUUCUGGUUACAACGCUCUACGCUGCAGUCUCUCCACCGUUACAGUUUAAAAACUAGAAAUCCCUACCACCCUCGCCUACUGUGCGUGCGCGGCGCACUGCGCUUCGGGCCUUGUAGUCUUGGACAGAACCCCGAGGCCCAUGGUGCCGUGCGGCGGGUCGUCGCGCCUGCGCAAUGCAGGCGGCGGGCAGCGCAGAGUGCGAGGCUCUUUUGUUCGGCUGAGGGGAGGGCCGUUGGCUGGGGCCUGCGGUACGCCGCUUCAGUGAGGGGCUCCACUGCGGCCACCCGGCUUGCUGCCUUCCUGGGCGCCACUCCCCCAGGCGACCCGACGCGACGCGCCAGUAGCGCAGCACCGAUUCCUCUCGGGCUCUUGGGCGCUGCUCUGAGCAGCGUCACCCUUUACACCAGAAAGCUGGCGGGCACUAUGGGAAAAAAACAAAACAAGAAGAAAGUGGAGGAGGUGCUAGAAGAGGAGGAAGAGGAAUAUGUGGUGGAAAAAGUUCUCGACCGUCGAGUGGUAAAGGGCAAAGUGGAGUACCUCCUAAAGUGGAAGGGGUUCUCAGAUGAGGACAACACAUGGGAGCCAGAAGAGAACCUAGAUUGCCCCGACCUCAUGAGUUUCUGCCGUCACAGAAAACAGCACAUGAGACAGAUAAAUCAGAGGGAGGCAAGCGCAAAGCUGAUUCUGAUUCUGAAGAUAAGGACAUAUAUUAUCUAA